Momordica charantia (bitter melon) is the source of this 3767-nucleotide messenger RNA. RefSeq names its product breast cancer susceptibility1 (gene BRCA1). Gene Ontology annotation, molecular function: ubiquitin-protein transferase activity. Gene Ontology annotation, cellular component: BRCA1-BARD1 complex; BRCA1-A complex. Gene Ontology annotation, biological process: double-strand break repair via homologous recombination; positive regulation of transcription by RNA polymerase II. NCBI's taxonomy places the organism in Eukaryota, Viridiplantae, Streptophyta, Magnoliopsida, Cucurbitales, Cucurbitaceae. The record is from RefSeq and is a predicted model, not a curated record.
UCUUCUUCUUCUUCAUCUUCUUCGUUUUCGUCCAUAGCCGCCAUUUCCUCUGCUCCUCAGCUCACUCCCUCUGGGCAUCAUCUUGCUAAGGUAUCUUAUUAUUUAUCGUUUCUCUCGAUGGCGGAUCUCAGCCACCUGGAGAAGAUGGGAAGGGAGCUCAAAUGCCCAAUUUGUUUGAGUCUUUUGAACUCUGCCGCUUCACUGGGAUGCAACCACGUAUUCUGCUAUGCAUGUAUAGAGAAAUCUAUGAAAUCGGAUUCAAACUGCCCAGUUUGUAAGGUGCCUUAUCGGCGAAGAGAAGUUCGCCCUGCUCCGCACAUGGAUAAUUUGGUGAGCAUUUACAAAAACAUGGAAGUCGCUUCGGGAGUUAAUAUAUUUGUUACUCAGAAUUUGUCUUCUACUAAAUUAUCUGAAGAUGGGGACAAACUAGACGAAGGUGGUUGCAACGGUUCAAAACGGCUUAAUGAGGAGAAAGGUGAGAUCACAGCUUAUAAACGAAGAACUUUGAAAAAAGGUUCACAAAAAUUACAAAAAUCCAAGCGGAAGAUUUCUGAUUCUUCCCCUGUGAAACCUUCAUUUCCAAGAAAGAAGAGGGUUCAGGUGCCGCAAUGUCCCCUUUCAGAAACACCAACCCGACCUACAAAGUUAGUAAGUAGUCUUAAUGUGGUGAAUGAUGAAGAACCAAGAAAAAAUGCAAUUGAUUUGGAGGAUAAAGGUCAGCCAGUUCUUUCACCUUUCUUUUGGUUGAGAGAAGGAGAUGACGAAGAUGAAAAGUCAAAUCAGCAUUCUGAUGUGGAUCAACCUACUGACUCAAUGACAACGAAUGGUCUUUCCUUCAGUGAUAUCAAGGAUUCACUGGAUGAAAGCCCUUCAAAGCCCACAGUGGAGGAAGUGUGUGGCAAGACAUCCUAUGACUUGGAUCUCUUCGAUAGUGAAAUGUUUGAAUGGACCCAGAGAGCCUGUUCUCCCGAGCUUUGUUCAAGUCCCUUUAAACUGCAGGAUGAAGAUAUUGCUGGAACUGAAAUAAAAUUGUUAGCUGCAGCACCUAAUGAAGAAACUAGCAAUCAAAAUCCAAAUGGAAGUUGUAAUCAAAGUGGUGGUAUCCUGGACGUGGUGGUAUCUGAUGUGCCGCCUCUGGAAAACAACGGUACUAAAAGUCAGCAUGGGAGUACGAAACUUACCAAAAGAGGUAGGAAGAAGAACGAAACUGCACUGAAGAAGUGUGCUAAAAAAUCUGUAGAAUCAGCUGUUGGGAAUCAUUCCCAUUUAGCUAAGGAGACCAAAUGUUUGAGUCAAAAGGAGGAGCACGGGGUCAGCGAUAGCUUUGGUAGUUUGAAAAGUGGUAACAAAAGCAAGAAAAAAAUGAACUUUGGUAUUGAUGCAAAUAAGGGGACUCUUCAAAAUGUUCCUGCCGAUCCCAUUAAUUUGGGAACUCCAAAUGGUGAUCUUGAGAAUUUUGGAACCGAAAUAUCAGCUUUUCCAGAAGUAGAAAAGGUUAGGCAAUUCACGGGAAAGAGUCGAAAGAGUGGUAGAGCCAAUAAGAAAGCGCACUUUGGUAGUGAUGUAAAUAAGGCAAGUCCUGAAAAUGUUCUUGCCGAUCCAAUUAGUUUAGGAACUCCAAAUGGUGGACGUGAGAAUUUUGGAACCGAGGCAUCAACUUUUCCAGAAGUUGAGAAGGUUAGUCAAUCCCAGGGAAAGAGUCGCAAGAAUGGCAAAGCCAGCAAGAAAGUGCACUUUGGUAUUGAAGCAAAUAAGGCGGUUGUUGAAAAUGUUCCUGCCGAUCCCAUUAGUUUAGGAACUCCAAAUAAUGGUCUCGAGAAAUUUGGAACCGAGAUAUCAGCUUUUACAGAUGUGGAAAAGAUUAAUCAAUUCCCUGAAAAGAGUCCCAAGAAUGGUGGAGCCUGCAGAGCCCAGCGGGUGGUCGACUGCUGCAGGAAGUCUAAGAAACAAAAGCUGGAUUCAGUGGACGACAAACUGCUUGAGAAACCAUCUCUCAAUCAGAAUCAGCCCGUUGAUAGUGCUAUUCCUUGUUUACCCACUGCAGUUGCUACAUCUACUGGUAAUAAAAGGGCACAUGAGAAACAAGAGAAAAGUUCCACUGUUUGCUUAAAUAGUAGUGAUUAUGAUAACAUCAUUCAAGAGAAGCAGGUCGAUGCUCAGGCAAAUUGCGGUCAGCUCUCUGAAAAUCUCCAAUACAGUACCGAUGAAAAAAACCUGGAUUCUACUGCCAAAAGAGUUUGUUCGCAAAAGCAUGACAGAUUGGACAAUAAAUUUCAUUGUGCUUUCUGUCUCUCAUCAAAAGAGUCAGAGGUUUCUGGAAGAAUGGUCCACUACUUCAAUGGGAAGCCGAUUGAGACAGAUGAUACUAAAAACUCAAAGGUCAUACAUGCACACUGGAAUUGUGUUGAAUGGGCACCCAAUGUUUACUUUGAUGGCGACAUUGCGAUUAACCUUGAAGCUGAGCUCAGUAGAAGUCGGAGAAUUAAAUGUAAUUGCUGUGGAAAUAAGGGGGCUGCUCUUGGGUGUUAUGAGAAGAGUUGUCGGAAGAGCUUUCAUGUUUCUUGUGCAAAGUUGAUGCCUCAAUGUCAAUGGGACACUGAAAAUUUUGUGAUGUUAUGCCCUCUUCAUCCGGAUUCUAAACUGCCAAGCCAAGGUUCGGGACAUCAAGAAAGGAAAAGCAGCUGCACUCCAAAGCGACAGUCGAACACUAAAUGUAUAGCUGUUGCGCGUGAGAUCAGCAAUAAUGGAAGGUUUAUGUUUCGUGAAUCAUCUAAAAAGUUGGUUAUAUGCUGUUCAGCUCUCACCAUGGCAGAGAGGGAAGCUGUUGCGGAAUUUCAGAGAUUAUCUGGAGUUACAGUGUUACAAAAAUGGGAUGAUUGCGUUACACAUAUUAUUGCAUCAACAGAUGAAAACGGGGCAUGUAAAAGAACCCUCAAAAUUUUGAUGGGUAUUUUGAAGGGAAAAUGGGUAUUGGGUAUUGAAUGGAUUAAGGCUUGUGCACAAGCCAUGGAACAUAUAGAGGAAGAGCGCUUUGAGAUUACUCUCGACGUCCAUGGAAUCAGAGAUGGCCCUCAACUUGGAAGAUUGAGAGUCCUGAACAAUGAACCAAAACUUUUUUCUGGUUACAAGUUCUUCUUUACAGCGGAUUUCGUACCUUCAUACAAAGGAUAUCUCCAGCAACUUGUGACUGCAGCUGGAGGAACUAUUCUCCUUAGAAAACCAGUUUCAAGCAACCAAAACAUCCCUUGUUCUUCACCCAACUCCCAAGUUUUCAUCGUUUACAGUCUUGAGCUUCCUGAUCAAUCAAAUCCGAGCGAAAAGACCAACAUUAUCAGUUGCAGGCAUUCCGAUGCCGAGUUGCUUGCCAAGUCAGCUGCAGCCAAAGUUGCAACCAAUUUGUGGCUUUUGAACUCAAUUGCAGGCAGUAAAUUAGCAAGUCUUGUGGAGUAACAUAUCUAGCAUGUAAGUACACAUUUCCUGCUCAGUUCAUUUCACUUAUGUUUCAGCAACACUCUAGGACUAUACCAAAGAAAAUCACCUGGUAAUAAGCACUUCAGGGAAUACCUUAUGAUAUCAUAAACCUUGUGGCAAUAGUGUCAUACAGAUCUUGUAUCUAUUGUUUUAUAAAUGUAUUUAGUGUUCUUUGCUUCUCUAUUCCUUCUUAUUCUUGUAGAUUUAUAACUCAUAUUUGCUAUUUGAUGGUUUUUCCCGCUUGGUUUAGUUCUUAUUCUAUUUUAGGAUAAGAUUAUUGUUUAGCAAAUCUUAUA